Aureococcus anophagefferens is the source of this 1959-nucleotide messenger RNA. RefSeq lists its product as hypothetical. The record is from RefSeq and is a predicted model, not a curated record. Lineage: Eukaryota; Pelagophyceae; Pelagomonadales; Pelagomonadaceae. The transcript has 3 exons. Bases 1 to 1959 code for a protein of 652 amino acids.
AUGGGCUUCGACGAGCAGCGCGCGCGCUUCGCGCUCGCGGCGACGGGCGCGCGCGAGGCUCAGACGGCCGACGCGGCGGUGCAGUGGCUGCUGGCGCGCCAGGGCGAGGAGCUCACGCCGGACCUGCUCCGGAAGCGGCCGCGCGCGCGCGCGGACUCGGCGGGCUCCCUCGGCGACCGGCCCAUGGUGCCCAAGCUGUUGGAGACGCGGCGGACGACGACGUACCCGGCGUGCUGCGUCGCCUGCCCCGAGCCCGCCGUGGCCCGCGCGCACGCGGACCGCGUCGCCGAGCGCGCGCGCACGUCCGCGCGGUCCGCCGCCGACGACCUCACGAAGCUCGAAUCGCUGCUCAAGACGUCCAAGGGCGGGCCCGCGGCGAUGCAGGAGGCGCGCGAGCUCAAGGCGAACGUCGACGACGCCAAGCUCACGAUGGCGAUCCCGAAGUUGGUCUUGCUCCUCCUCGGUUCCGUGAUGGCCGAGGAAUGCGACAUGUCCUGCAAGGGGUGCUCGACGAACAUCGUCAAGGUCGAGGCCUUGCCCUGCGACGCGAGCGACGCUGCGCAGCAAGGCUGGGCGUUCGGGGCUGCCGACGCCGAGGGCCUGCGCACGAUCACGCGUGGCGGGCUCUGCCUUUCCUGGAAUCCGAACCACAAGGGCGUGGAGCUCCGCGAGUGCUACGCCGCCAACGGCGACAGCUGGACCAACGCGACGGUCCGCGACUGCCAGCACUUCGCCGUCGACGAAGCCGGCGGCGCGAUCACGGCGCCGCGCUGCGCGAACAACGAGGGCAAUUUCGGCGGCUGCCUCGACGUCCACGGCAAGGUCGGCCCCGGCGUCCAACUGACGCGCUGCUACGGCGCGCCCAACGACAACUUCACGCUCGCCGCCGGCGCGGUCGCGUCCCGGGAGGUCCUCCCGACGUACCCGGGCCGCUGCUUCGCGGCGCGGGCGUCCGCCUGCACCUUCGCGGAGUGCUGCGACACCUGCGCCGCGGGUUUCGCGUUCGACGAGUACGGCUUCUGCCGCGAGCCGGCCCUCCGCCCCAAAAAGGUCCUCGAGUACUACCACCGCCGCAAGGGCGACGCCGCCGAGGGCGACUGGGUCCGCGCGGACGGCGGCGCCGUGUCGCUCGAGAUCGAGGUCCCGGGCACGCACGUCUUCGCCGCGCGCUGCGUCGACGCCGAGACGAGCGACGCGGUCACGGAGACGACGACGGCCGUCUUCGAGCACAGCCUGCCCGAGGUCGUCAAGCACGCGGCCCACGACCGCGCCCUCGAGCUGCGGGUCGCGCCGCCGGCGGCCGGCGCGGCCUGCGGCCUCUGCGGCGUCGGGUUGGCGGAGACGUCCUACGCGGACGCGGACGCGGGCUACGCGCUCUGCCCGGACUGCGCGCUGCCGGCGCCGCGCGCCGCGUCGCUCGCGCCCGCGGACCGCUGCUCCGUGUGCCCGCCGGAGCCGGCGCCCGGCGGCGGCCGCGCGUCGGUCCUCGACCGGCCGUCGGUCGCGCCCGCCGACCGGCGCCGGUCGUCCGUGGCGCUCAACGUCGGCGCGAAGCGCCUCUGGCUCUCCGAGGACGUCCAGUUCGCGGGCAACGCCACGGAGAUCAAGCCCGAGUCCCUCGAGCUCAUCGACCAGCUCGCGGCCGUGCUCACGUCCCACGAGAACGUCGACGGCCUCGUGCUCCAGGGCCACACGAACUCCAAGUGCGGCCUCGACUGCGACGGCACCACGGUCUGCGCCAACGACACGUGCCAGCGCACCUUCGGCGCCUCGGGCGGCGCCGUGGCCUUCUCGCUCUCGCGCGCGGCGGCGGUCAAGGCCGCGCUCGUCGCCCGCGGCGUCGACGCGGGCCGCAUCGACUGCGAGGGCAUGGCGGGCUCGCGCCGCUGCGUCGACGACACGGAGUCCGCGGACAACUACCUCAACCGCCGCGUCGAGAUCCACCUCGACGACCUCUGA